AUGACGCGCAUCCCGACCCGCGAACUGUCCCGCUACCUGUUGAGUGGCCAGCUCUCUCGCCACGGCUGCCUGACCGCGGCAAGAACACCAUACUCCCGUUUGCCGGCUCGUCCCGUACCGGCAUGGUCGCCUGUCGCACCCCUACGAGAGCCGAGAGCAACGUAUGCGACCGUCCAGGCCGCCGCGACACCUGCCGAAGCACCACCGGUGCCCCUCCGGAAGAAGCUCAAGGAAGAAAAGAAGCAGCUUAAAAAGGAGGCGAGAAGCCAAAAGCCCAAGGGGAGCAACCAGACCGUCGAGGGCUGGGAGUUGACCGUCGGUAUCGAGAUCCACGCCCAGCUGAACACGGCCCGGAAGCUCUUCUCCCCGGCCGCCACCUCUUUCAACGACGACCCGAACUCGCACGUGGCCCUCUUCGAUGUCGCCGUGCCCGGUAGCCAGCCGACGUUCCAGAAGGAGACCCUCAUCCCGGCCCUGCGCGCCGCGUGUGCUUUGAACUGCGACAUCCAGCCCGUCAGUCGCUUUGACAGGAAACACUACUUUUGGUGGGACCAGCCCUCGGGCUACCAGAUCACCCAGUACUACGAGCCCUUCGCCCGCAACGGCCGGAUCGAGCUCACCGCCCGCGAUGGCAUCGCCGCCGAGGACGGACAAGGCGUCACCAUCGGCAUCCAGCAGAUCCAGAUGGAGCAGGACACCGCAAAGACCCUCGCCCAGCCCAACGACAUCUCCUGGCUCGACUUCAACCGUGUGGGCGUGCCCCUGAUCGAGAUCAUCACCAAGCCCGAGCUGCACCACCCCCGCACCGCCGCCGCCUUUGUCCGCAAGGUCCAGGUCCUGCUCAACGCCGUCGACGCCUGCGUGUCGGGCAUGGAGACGGGCGGUCUGCGUGCCGACGUCAACGUCUCGGUCCGCAGGACGGGCGACCCCAGCACCCCGCUGGGCACGCGAACCGAGAUCAAGAACCUGAGCACCAUCAAGGCCGUCGAGGACGCCAUCAUUGCCGAGCGCGACCGCCAGAUCGCGGCGCUCGAGGCCGGGGACACGGUCGCCAGCGAGACCCGCGGCUGGACCCUGGGCUCCAAGCACACGCGCAGGCUGCGGGGCAAGGAGGGCGAGGUCGACUACCGCUACAUGCCCGACCCCGACCUCGGCGCCCUGGUGAUUGGCGAGGACCUCGUGAACCACAUCAGGGAGUCCGUCAAGGAGCUGCCGGACGCCGAGCUGACGGAGCUGAUCCAGGACUACGACCUGACGGCCAAGGACGCGCUCUCGCUCAUGUCGCUGGACAACGGCGGCAGGCUCGAGUACUUUUACAAGGUCGUGGCCGAGCUCGGGGAAGCCCUGGCCGAGUCGGGCCGCGAGUCCGACCUGCGCACUCACGCGCCCCUCGUCGGCAACUGGAUUCUCCAUGAGCUCGGUCGGCUGACCACGGACAAGGCGGACCCGGGAUCGGCCCAGCAGUGGACGCUGGAGAUCACGCCCGAGGGCCGGUGCGACGCCGUGCCGCCCGCCGCCCUCGCCCGCAUCCUCCUGCACCUGCAGAAGCGCGAAAUCACCGGCAAGGUCGCCAAGGAGCUCCUGGUGGCGCAGUACCUGGGCAGCCUCGACGAGUUCGCCUCCGUCACGGACGCCAUCGCCGCCCACGGGCUGUGGUUCCGGGAGAUGUCCGAGUCCGAGUACCGGCAGCUCGCCGAGAGCGCCAUCGAGGGCGAGGACAAGGUGCUCAGGGAGUUCCGGGAUAAGAAGGACAAGAAGAACUACCCGCAGGGCAAGCUCAUGUACCUCGUCGGCAAGAUGAUGCGCAUCGGCGAGACGGAACGGAUCGACCCGUCAGGCGCGGAGAAGGUCAUGCGUCGGCUCAUAGAGGAGCGGACGAGCGCGCACCAGGAAUAA
Molecule: messenger RNA, 1896 nt
Organism: Colletotrichum navitas
Lineage: Eukaryota; Fungi; Ascomycota; Sordariomycetes; Glomerellales; Glomerellaceae
Product: PET112 family protein
Exons: 1
Coding region: 1-1896 (631 amino acids)
Biological process (GO): glutaminyl-tRNAGln biosynthesis via transamidation; mitochondrial translation
Cellular component (GO): mitochondrion; glutamyl-tRNA(Gln) amidotransferase complex
Molecular function (GO): glutaminyl-tRNA synthase (glutamine-hydrolyzing) activity
Source: RefSeq, a predicted model, not a curated record